AUGUCGAAUAUUUCAUACCCCCCCUAUUUGAAUGAUUCUCCGGGAAUACAAUACCUAGAUGAGCUGGAAAAUGUCUGGCGCGUUAAUAACAUGUUCGCCCCCUGGAACGACCCCACAACAACACACCUUAUGCUUCACGACUCGGCCGCCCUCCCUUACAAACCUCAGCCUAGGUGCAAUCCUGGAUUAUCUGCGCUCCAAGCGGGCAUCAUCACCUUCGGCUUUUUCGUCUUUUCGGUCUCGGUCCUUGCGGUAACGGUGUACUACAGGCCCUGGUGGGGAAUACAGAAGGGAGACACCUCCGCCAACCACGCAAGCCAUGUCCAGCCUGAUGAUGAUGUCGAAGAGGAGUCGGGCCAUCAGGUACCCACCUACACAGAAGAAGCUCGGGAUGGCAAUGUCAGUGUUGGUGGUAUUCCGGGCGCUAUGGAGGAAGACGGUCCAACUGAGGAGCAUGCCAAUCUCAUCGCAGCUCAGGAGGGCAAGCAAGCAGUGCAAGCGAUCAUUGCCGCCAUGGCUGAUGGAGAAGCAAAAUCUGCUCUCAAGCAAAUAGCCUCCGCGUUCGAAUCGAAUAUUUCUGCCAUGGGCCAGCAAUUUCAAGGAAAGCUCGAGGCCGUUGAACAACAACAUAAAGACGACAAAGAGGCUUGGGAAAAAGAGCUCGCCACUCUUAAGCAAGGUCUCAAGAACCAGACAGAGGCCACUGAAGCACAUGAGAAAGGAGUAUCUCUAUACGUGGAACAGGGUCUUAAGCUGGUCGAUGCUCUCGCCAAGAUGAACCGCCAGCUCCAUCGACGACAGCGCCAGGCGUCAUCGCGAGGACGACUACCAACUACGCAUCUCGGUAGCAACCCGGGAGCAAAUACCAGGUGUCUGAGCUUUACAGAGGAAUAUCUACCCAAAGUUGUCGAUAAAAGGAUUGGGGAACUGGAGGAUAAGGAGUUCUUGACUCUUUUAAGACUAGUCCGGGAGACCACCAAGCGGGAGACCACCAAGCAUGUGAAUGAUCUGGAGAAGACUUCGUCUACACUCCCAACAUCGGCCAGUAGCGCAAGCAGCUCCAGCGGUGCUCGUGUGUCUCCACCUACUUCACGCCUUGAUGACUAUUCUGAGAUGGAUGAGGAUUCGUUGAUAGCUCUGGCUAUCCGACAAUCUCUGCUGGAUGCGUAG
Messenger RNA from Mytilinidion resinicola, 1170 nucleotides. RefSeq lists its product as uncharacterized. The transcript has 3 exons. Bases 1 to 1170 code for a protein of 389 amino acids. The record is from RefSeq and is a predicted model, not a curated record. NCBI's taxonomy places the organism in Eukaryota, Fungi, Ascomycota, Dothideomycetes, Mytilinidiales, Mytilinidiaceae.